Messenger RNA from Silurus meridionalis, 1195 nucleotides. RefSeq names its product cytidine deaminase b (gene cdab). Lineage: Eukaryota; Metazoa; Chordata; Actinopteri; Siluriformes; Siluridae. Gene Ontology annotation, molecular function: zinc ion binding; cytidine deaminase activity. The transcript has 4 exons. The coding region runs from base 94 to 591 and encodes 165 amino acids. The record is from RefSeq and is a predicted model, not a curated record. Gene Ontology annotation, cellular component: cytosol.
CCGGUCAAAGGAUGCAAAGGGAUGAGAGAAAAAAAAGGACUGUAGUUAGAGAGAAACACACAGAACACCUACACACACAGAAAGCAGAGCCAGAUGGGAGACCUGAAUGGGAGACCUGAACUGCUACAUGGGCUGACAACAGGCUUAAAGAUAAACCCCUCAGGGGUAACGGGGCUGAUCCGUCAGUCUCUGGAGGCUAAAACGUUUGCGUACUGUCCCUACAGCAAGUUCAGAGUUGGGGCUGCACUUCUGGUCAAUGAUGGCAAAGUAUUCACAGUAGGCUGCAAUGUAGAAAACGCCUGCUACAACCUGGGCAUCUGUGCCGAGAGGACCGCCAUCUCGAAAGCCGUAUCAGAAGGAUACAGAGACUUCCAAGCCAUUGCAAUAGCCAGUGAUAUGAGUGAACAGUUCAUCUCCCCAUGUGGAGCAUGUAGGCAGUUCAUGAGGGAAUUUGGUGGCAACUGGGUGGUGUACUUAUCCAAACCGGAUGGUUCGCACGUGGAGAUGACAGUGGAAGAACUGCUGCCGGAGUCUUUCGGACCAGAGGAUCUGAAGAUGAAGAGGGUGCACACUAUUCUAAAGGAAUUUUGACUCAUUUUGCAGACAUUUUUCACCCCAUUUAUAAUAUUAUGCAAAAACAGGAUCUUAUAAAAGCAUGUAUUACAGUGGUUAAAGACAUCAAGGGUCAUCAAGACACAUGGGGAUAAAGAUUGUUCUGGAAUUUAAAAUUUUGAAAGCUUUCUGAAAGACAUGUAGAAGAUGGAAUGAAGAAGCUUCAAGGCCUGUCAUAAAAUAAGUCACUAAGUUACAUGUGCAUGUGUAUUCCUCUCAGACAGAGUUCAAAGUAGAAGCAUUUAGAGCUAAACAUUAACGAUCUAAAACAUCCUGCACUUAUAUCCUGGUGAUUCUCGUUUUUUUUUUUUUUUGUUUUGUUAUCCUGCUGGCAAAAAAUAAACCAAGGUUUAUUAUUUUUGGUGCUGAUUUGUAAUAUGAAAAAUUCAUAUUACAUCAGUGGACUUUUACAUGCAAGUGUCUUUACUUGUAAUUUUAAGCCGUAUUUAAAAAGACAGUUGUGUGUUAAAUAAAGUUGAUGUAAAUUAAACAUAAACCAAUAGUAUUGUCUAUUACAUGCUAAUAUAUUUACUGUCAAAGAUCUUAGGUAAAAAUACCAAUAAAUGAAAUGACUGCAGUAAUA